AUGGCGGCAGGUCUACGAGUUAUUCGAGGACGCGAUUGGCUGUCGGGUGACGUCGACGGAGGUGAAGGUCAUCUCGGAACGGUGGUGUCAUACGGGAAAGAUGAAACAGCUGAAGUUAUCUGGGACAAUGGAAAACAAACUUUGUCUAGCAUUGGGAAAGACAAAAAAUACGAGCUGAGGGUUGUAGACAAUGCUCCUGUAGGAGUUUGCCAUCAGACUGUCACUUGCGGCGGCUGCGGAGAGGUUGGUGUGAUUGGAAUACGAUGGUCGUGUGGCCACUGCACCAGAUUUAACUUGUGUUCUUUGUGCUACAUCACAGGGAAGCAUGACCUCUCUCACAACUUUGUGCGUCACGACAUGCCCACAUCUACGGGAAAGCGCGUGCCUGCACGGGACACCUCGAAGAAGAUUCGAACUAGAGGAUUGUUUCCUGGCGCCGUCGUUACUCGUGGAACGCACUGGGAUCAGGGGUAUAAAGACAGUGGUCCAGGCAAGGAAGGGAGGGUAACUCUACUUGUGAGUUUUGACUCCAAGUCACCCAGGUCGGCGGUGCGUGUAGCGUGGGAUUCACGGGAGACAACCACGUGUCGUGUGGGUCACCAGGGUCAGGUGGACAUCCAGUGUGUUCGUGAAGCUCUUGGACCAGAAAUCUACGCUGAACAUCUGCCACUUUUAGAUGUAGACACUGCUAAAGCGGGUAGACGUCUUCAAGAAGACAAAGCCAACUCUGGGAAGGGCUCGGCAUCUGACAAAGGAUCCACGAAAAGCGUGCCUGAACUGAAGGUUGGCAGCAUAGUGAGGAUUCUUGAUGACAAGGCAAAAGUCGAAUACUUGCAGGACGGUCACGGGGGAUGGGUAGAUAUCAUGGAAAAGUUUCUUGGUAAAGUUGGUAAGGUGACAACCGUGCAUGGUACUGAUAUGGUAACUGUUAGCUUUGGAUUACAAAUGUGGGGAUUCAAUCCAGCAUGCUGCGUACCAGCCUCCGAGUCCGAACUGCCGUCAGAUAUAGAUAUACCGGAAUUGAAAGAUCUCCAUUCAACCGGCGAUAUUCUUAAACGUUAG
Gigantopelta aegis is the source of this 1062-nucleotide messenger RNA. RefSeq names its product E3 ubiquitin-protein ligase MIB2-like. The record is from RefSeq and is a predicted model, not a curated record. Gene Ontology annotation, molecular function: zinc ion binding; ubiquitin-protein transferase activity. Lineage: Eukaryota; Metazoa; Mollusca; Gastropoda; Neomphalida; Peltospiridae. Gene Ontology annotation, cellular component: cytoplasm. The transcript has 7 exons. The coding region runs from base 1 to 1062 and encodes 353 amino acids. Gene Ontology annotation, biological process: protein ubiquitination.